Molecule: messenger RNA, 1587 nt
Organism: Camelina sativa (false flax)
Lineage: Eukaryota; Viridiplantae; Streptophyta; Magnoliopsida; Brassicales; Brassicaceae
Source: RefSeq, a predicted model, not a curated record
AUGUCUAAACAUUCCGUUGUUCGAGAUUGGGUCAAGAAAGGUAAUUUUCAGUUUGGUUGUCUCUUGGAAACAAGGGUAAAGGAAUCUAAAGCUACGGCUAUACUUGCUUCAGUAUUUCCUGAUUGGUCUUAUUUAACUAACUAUCCUUUCAAUCGAAGAGGAAGGAUAUGGGUGGUAUGGAAUUCAAACGUUCGUCUUACACCGUGUUACACCAGCAGUCAACUAAUCACCUGCUCGGUUCUGCUGGAAGGUGAAGACAAGGAGCUUUUUGUUUCUUUUGUCUACGCAGUUAAUGGUGUCGAAGACAGGAAAGCAUUGUGGGAGGAUUUGAAGUCUCACCAAGACUCUCCAUUGUUUCGAAACAAAGCAUGGAUGAUAUUUGGUGACUUUAAUGAAAUUUUGAAGGGAGAUGAGCACUCACUCUCGGAUGUUAAUCCUACUGUGUCACAAGGAAUGCGUGAUGUUCAGGCGGUUGUGCAGCAUUGCUCCUUCAGUGACUUGCAAUCUCAUGGUCCGCUGUAUACUUGGUGUAAUAAACGUGAGUUUGGUCUUAUCUGUAAGAAGCUGGACAAAGUUCUUGUCAAUGAUGUUUGGCUUGCUGAGUAUCAACAGUCAUAUGGUGUUUUUGAGGCAGGAGGCUGUUCUGAUCAUUUAAGAUGCCGCAUUAAAAUUGGGGGAGAGAAACCUCGUUUGCGACGACCAUUUAAGUUCUGCAAUACUUUGGUAGAGGAUGAUAAUUUUUUGCCAAUGGUUAAAGAGUUCUGGGAUGGUACUGAGAGUUUGUUUCACUCGACUUCAGCAAUGUACAGGUUCUCCAAAAAGUUAAAAGCAUUGAAACCGCAAAUAAAGCAGUUGAGUCGUGAUCGUUUAGGUAAUCUGCAAAAGCGAGCCAAAGAGGCAUUUAAACAUCUCUGUAAUUGUCAGACUGAAACACUGCAAAAUCCAACUGAUCAGAUAAUGCAGAGAGAAGCGGCUGCCUAUAGUCGGUGGAUGUUUGUAGCAGGGUUGGAGGAAAAAUAUUUAAAACAAAAAUCUAAACUACACUGGCUAAAGGACGUGGAUCAGACACUAUUGGUAAAAGAUGUUAUGGAGGUUGAGAUUCGGGACAUCUUAUUUUCUAUGCCAAGGGAUAAGAGUCCUGGUCCUGAUGGAUACACCGUGGAGUUUCUUAAGGCGACUUGGUCAGUUGUUAAGAGCGACUUUAUUACCUCGGUUCAAUCUUUCUUUAAAUUUGGCUUUUUACCAAAGGGUGUAAACACAACCAUUCUCGCUCUAAUCCCAAAGGACUAUAGGCCUAUUUCUUGUUGCAAUGUGACAUAUAAGGUGAUCUCCAAGCUUCUUGCCAAUAGACUUAAACAACUACUGCCUGAAUUUAUCUCUCAAAAUCAGUCUGCUUUCGUCAAGGACAGACUGUUGAUGGAGAAUGUCCUCCUAGCGUCGGAGAUAGUCGCUAAUUAUCAUAAGGACACUGUGUCACCUAGGAGUGCAAUAAAGAUUGACAUCUCUAAGGCAUUUGACUCUGUUCAAUGGCCUUUUUUGCUUAGUAUCUUCCGCACUCUGCGAUUUCCACCGCAAUUUAUCAAGUGA